Molecule: messenger RNA, 1435 nt
Organism: Cyclopterus lumpus (lumpfish)
Lineage: Eukaryota; Metazoa; Chordata; Actinopteri; Perciformes; Cyclopteridae
Gene: nfyba
Product: nuclear transcription factor Y, beta a
Exons: 8
Coding region: 257-946 (229 amino acids)
Biological process (GO): regulation of transcription by RNA polymerase II
Cellular component (GO): CCAAT-binding factor complex; nucleus
Molecular function (GO): protein heterodimerization activity; DNA-binding transcription activator activity, RNA polymerase II-specific; RNA polymerase II cis-regulatory region sequence-specific DNA binding
Source: RefSeq, a predicted model, not a curated record
AGCUCGAAUGGAAAUGUCCGUCUCUGUCUGAUUUUUUAUUUGUUGUCUGAGUGAAUGAGGGCUGCUCAUCAGGAAGUAUCCAGCGGUUGAAACUUAAUAAACCACUAUUUGACAUUUCGGCCCGGCCACGUCUCGCUCCGCUCUGUACGACAAAGAGCAGGCCGACGCCGUGUCUGCAGGCGCGAGUUUCAGUAGACUUGGACAAUGGGGACGUACUCAAGGGGCACUAUGUACCUGAAUAGGUUAACCACAGAAGAUGGACGGAGACAGCUCGACCACCGACGCCUCCCAGCUGGGCAUCACUGGGGAGUACAUGGCAUCCGGUCACUACGUCCUCCAGUCCCAAGAUGAUGACGGAGAGGAGAAUCUGAAUGACCACGACGAUGGCGGCAUCAAGGAGAAUUUCAGAGAGCAGGACAUCUACCUCCCCAUUGCUAACGUGGCUCGCAUCAUGAAGAACGCUGUUCCUCAGACCGGAAAGAUCGCGAAAGACGCCAAGGAGUGCGUGCAGGAAUGCGUGAGCGAGUUCAUCAGCUUCAUCACGUCGGAGGCGAGCGAGCGCUGCCACCAGGAGAAGAGGAAGACCAUCAACGGGGAGGACAUCCUGUUCGCCAUGUCCACGCUGGGCUUCGACAUGUACGUGGAGCCGCUGAAGCUCUACCUGCAAAAGUUCAGAGAGCAGCCCAGCUGGCAACAGACAGAGCACCAAGCAGCUGGGUUGCCAGAUGUGUUGGGAACUUCAACAAGAACAUGGGCCAUGAAGGGGGAGAAGGGGAUUCCCGGAGUGGCGGUGGGAGACGGCCUGGGAGACGAGCUCACAGACGACAGCUUCACAAAUCCACUGCCGGCUGGGAUCAUCACAGCGGACGGUCAGCAGCAGAACGUCAUGGUGUACACCACCUCGUAUCAACAGAUUCCCACCGUGCAGCAGAUCCAGUUUUCAUGACGAGGCCUUGCCCCCGAGCCUGAACACAGCGGCUGGAUGACCUCCGACCCCGCCACAGGGUAAAGGUCAUCAGACGGAGGAGGAGGAGGAGGAGGGGGUCGCAGAAACCCUCAUGUACAAAUCACUACCUGUUCAGUAGAAAGUGUAGUCCCUAGUUGUGAGGUACCAAAUGUUUUGGAGUGCAUCCAAACCAGCUGUGAAAAAUCAAGGCUUUAUUUUAAAGGCUAGUCUUAUUACAUGAUUUAGUGGUCAAAUUGUUUUUUGUGUGCGUGUGUUGCUUUUAUGCAUUUCUUUCUUUUGGGGGGAGGGGGGCGGUAUAAUGGGAAGUGUAUUGGAUGUUUAUUUUGGAACACCUGUUUUGAACGGAGAGGAGGCCCGUUGUUACUGUCACAUCAGAUCAUGCAGCUCUUUUGUAAGUUAACACGAUGUACCAUGUGCUUUAAUGUUAUGUAAAUCCUUUGAAUAAAAAUUCAAAAGUGAUGUUUAAAA